AUGUACCUGGUCCUUAGGAGUGAUCUGUUCCGGUCUGCUCUUUGCAUUAUUGAUGACAGAGAGACUCUGAAAGGUCAUCAGCACCAUGAGCCAGCCUCAAAUGCCUCCUUCAAACAGAGGCUUGUACACCAGGCCUGGCCCUAUGAUUCUCGUUUAGUGAGUUUGGGAUUUAAUGAGACUCAUCUUGUGAUUCAACUGACUUUGGAGCUUUGA
Molecule: messenger RNA, 213 nt
Organism: Rangifer tarandus platyrhynchus (Svalbard reindeer)
Lineage: Eukaryota; Metazoa; Chordata; Mammalia; Artiodactyla; Cervidae
Source: the annotation of a GenBank genome assembly